ACCACCGCAGCUCAAUCCGUACCCAACCAACCAAUCCACCCAUUUUGCGUUAUUCUUCUUCUUCCCUCAGCCCUCAACCCUUUCUCGCCCUAUUUAUUUUCCGUUUCUUUUCUUCCGGUGCUUCCCAUAUCCCUUAGUUUGCUGCCGACUCUAUUUUUCGUCGGGAAAGAACGCUCCGACAAGCGGCAAAUAUCGCUUUGCCGCCUUCGUGUCUCGCGGAGCCCCUGAAUUGGCCAAACCUUACGACGCCUCUAUAAACCUUUCGCCAAACAAUUCCCUCUCGCUGGAUUCCUCGUAUCUCCCGUGUCGAUAACCUGCUUCUCCCUGCCGCUGGAGAGGCAGCAGUUCCCCCUCGCCCUUUUCACCCGCUAUGGAUCGCAGGAAACCUUCAUCAUGCAGUCGCUUCACCCUUCUCCUCCGGAAUCUCUUCAUCGCGGCGUUAGCCUACACGUUCGUUGUCGAAGUUUUGCACGUCUAUCAAACUGGUACCAUCUCCCCGUUUUCGAAGGGUCCGCCAAAGAAAUCAACGGGGAAGAAUAGUAAGGGGGGCUCGUUGUCCGGGGGUGUGAAUUGGCGGUUGAGGCCAACGACGUUGGUUGAGAAUAUCAAUGAUGCUUUCAUGGGGAAGAGGCCAGAUGUGGAUACGAAUGCGAAUUACACAAAAUUGAUUGAGGCGUGUCGGGGGUCCUUAAAUGGGUUGGAGAAGAUGAGGAAUGUUUAUGAUUGCUUAGACUACCUUACCCACCACCAGGAUGACUACUUUUUCAUGCCCGAGAACCGACCUUCGGCCGCCGACCCGAGCUACAAAUCGAUUGAGGAUGCUGCCUCCCCAUCCACACACCAUAUUGGGGAUUGCCCUGGCCCCGUUCAGCUCUAUCAUACGUACUGGACUGGUCCGGCUACGUGGCGGGUGGAGCUUUUCGUCAAGGCUUAUCUGUAUACUCAAAAUAUUCCGUGCAGCAGGCUCCAUAUUUGGCUCGAGUCGGAUGGAUUUCCGAACGCUGUGCCAGACAUGAUGAAGGAUCCUCUAUUCGCCAAGUUUCUUCCGCUUGUGGAGCGUGGCGAUCUGGUUCUUAAGGCAUGGAAAUUCCCCCGCAGGAUUCCCUUGCCCAAGGGGGCUAUCGCUGAGGAUCCAGCAUAUACGAAAUCUUUGGCCGGCAAGGGAUCCAUCCGCCGAACCUCCGGUGACACUAGGAGUCCCAAACCGGAGGUUUACAUUGCCGACGGGGUUGUCCGGAUGGAAGAUGGUAGCGAGUGGCUUGUGCUUACUGAGCGCCAGAUGACUUUUCUUCCCGUUGCUGUCUCGGAUGCCGUGCGUUUCGUUGUCUUACAUUUAUAUGGAGGUGUUUAUAUGGAUAUGGAUGUUAUGCUUUUGCGUGACAUGCGGCCGCUGUUACUGACGCCUGAUCACAACUUUGCCGAACGUUGGGCGGUUCAUUCACACCCUGGGGAUUACAACACUGCUGUCAUGUCUCUCAACGCAAACAGCUCUCUAUCCUCGUAUCUCGUUAGGGGCGGAAUCAGAAUGGGUCUGAACUUUCACCCGAGAAUAAUUGGGAGGAUGGCAUGGAAGGAUGGGAGAAGCGAGGAGUUUGCCAUGUUUGAGACCGGGCUGUUUGACCCAAUUUGGGGCGAGUUCAAUUGGGGCCGAGAAGGGAGAUGCACGGUUCCCUGCUUCAAGGAUUACGGUGUUGCUUUUCAAGGGACAAAGGGUGCAAUCAAGGAUGAGUGGGAGAGCUACGAUGGGGAGCCGCUUUCGGAAAGGGUGUAUCAGAGGGAGCUAGAGCUCAGGUCUCGCAUCUCGGAUUUGCCGUUAUCUUCACCCGAAGAGGCUGAGCUUACCUCGGUUGGGGCUCUGGCUAUGGAAAGGGGGGAUGUGGAUGUGACAUAUGGGGGAAAGCCAUAUACAUUGAAGGAUGAUAAAUACCCGCCGAAUAACAGAACGCUGGAAAACUUUUUCAGAGGAGCUUGGAGUUAUCAUAUUCACAAUCAGGUUUGCUCCCCCCUCCCCUUGCCGUUCUCUGUCCGUCGCAUCUAACCCGAUACCUCUAGUGGGCCAAACACCCACAGCCAAAUUCUUGGUUCGACGUCGCUCAAAGAGCCCACGACGGCUUCCUCCAAGGAACACGUAGGAACGUCUACGGCGAAUCUUGGACAGGACCCGAUAUCCCAGCUUACGACCGCUGGCCGGAAUUCGAUUAAUGUACGAGUGUUUCCAAAAAGAGUGUCUUUUUUUUGUGGCGUGGUACGGCGUUUUUUUGAGCGGGUCCCCCCCUCCCUUUUUUCUUUCCCCCCGUUCUCUCUUUGCUCUUCUUAUUAAAUAGUUAUCGCUCGCUUUGCCAAGGAUGGGAGAUGCGUACAUGUUAGCAACGUUUAUACCCUGGCGAGAAUCUUCGUUUUACUUUUACCCUGUUUUAUUUUAUUAGUUUGUUUGCGGGAUAGGGAAAAUAGCCAAGAUGGCAAAUUUUUUAGUCAAAACUUUUUCCUUUGAUUCUUUGAUCGCUUGUGUGAACAGAGCGUUUUCCUGUAUAAAAUGGGCUGGGGUCUUUGGUUUGUUCAUUUUGCGUCGUCAUCAUCACCGUUUUUGGGCUUACGCUCGUUAGACUUUGGGGGCGAGGAGGGUUGGGUGUUUGGCUGAGUUGGUUGCAGUAAUGUGCCGCCGGGGGAAUGUGUGCGAAGAAAGGUGGUUAAUGAGCGGCGGACGCAAUAGCAUAUAGCUUCUGAUACCUUGGACCGUGGAUCUCCUAGCUUUGGAGGGGGGUCUAGGUUAGAUUCUGCAAUGUAUAUACAUAAUCGGUGGGCUACUCGGUGAAAGAUGAAAUAGAAUAAACGUGUUAGCUUGUGUGAUAUGCGUCCUAUGUUGGGGCUGUCAGGAACACAAGGGGAAUUAUACUUAUCACAGUGCACAACUUCUCACUCGGGUACACGUCGGACUGUGGUUGGUUGGUGG
This is a messenger RNA of Tuber aestivum (summer truffle), 2950 nucleotides long. The record is from the annotation of a GenBank genome assembly. Lineage: Eukaryota; Fungi; Ascomycota; Pezizomycetes; Pezizales; Tuberaceae.